Cooperia oncophora is the source of this 714-nucleotide messenger RNA. The record is from the annotation of a GenBank genome assembly. NCBI's taxonomy places the organism in Eukaryota, Metazoa, Nematoda, Chromadorea, Rhabditida, Trichostrongylidae.
AUGCUACUAACUCCUCUACUGACCCUUCUACUCGUCUCAACCCAGUGCGUUUCGGACAUCCAGAACGGCACGUUCUUGAGAUACAGAUGCGAGUUCUCGUCGAAGUGCUGUACCCGGGACUUUGUGAACAUCCAAAUCGCACCUACUCCGAAACUGACAUCGCAAGCUUCUGUGCCGGACCAUUGUUUCCCAGUCACCGUGCUGGUGCGCCAUAACAGCACUGCUCAGCGAAGCUCACCUAAGAAAGUUUCGCCUGCUGUUCUUCCCAGGAACAAGUCGGAAUGCGCAGAGAAAUUGCCACUGAACGCCACGAACGCCACAGUUGAACCCCACUUUGACGAGGUGUUUCCAAAAAGCAGUUCUCGUGACGAGUUCCGAAAAUUGAGGAGGUUCCAUUUCGGAAGAGAAGUGCCAGUGCUCGGCAUCUGUCUGUGCGUGAUUCUCGACUGCGCUCUGAUUGCUCUCGUAUGUGUCGCACUUCACAUAGACGACGAUGAUGUGAAUGAAGAGGAUGCAGACGAGUUCCUGAGCAUGGAGGACGUUCACGAGGCGACGACUCUUCGUGAAGCCGAGACUCAGACGUCUCUUCACAAGCAGCCCGUCGUCGGUGGAAUCAACAAAAGUGUACAGACGAUGUGGAUACCGGCUGAUGAGAAAUCACCGGAAGAAAUCCAAGCAAUCAAAUUUGACCAGCAUCGUCAAAGUGAAUGCUGA